AAGUCAGAAUCUGGAGGCUCUAUUAUGUGUAUAUAAUGACCCAGCCUAGCUACUAAAUGGGCAUAUGGCAAAUAAAAGAAUAAGCUCAAUAUCUAUGGAGACCGACAAGAGUGGGAGCUUGGAGAAGCCUGAUCAUUGUGCAAAUACUGCUGCAGUACAGGAAGAGAAGAAAAUGAAAUCAAGCGGUGAUGAUGAGGAGGUUGUUGUUGCAGAAAUCAACAAGGAAGAAGGAGAUGUGAAUCAUGUGAUAAAUAUUAAACAAGAAGAGAAUAUCAGAAAGCGGCCUUCUUCCACGAUGAAUAAAGAUCUUACUUCUAUCAAUCAUGAGGAUCAGCUGAGGUCCACAAAAGCUAAAAUUGGUGAGGUUAAAGAAGAGAACGAAAGAUUAAAACAGUUACUAUCCAAAAUUUUGAACGAUUACCAAUCUCUACAGAAACAUUUCUGUAAAGUUGUUCAGGAGGAAGAAAAAAAAAAACCCGCCAAACUAACGACUGCCCAUCAAAAAAAUCAGGAACCAGAGCUCGUCUCUCUCAGCCUUGGUAGAAGUAGUUCCAGUGAACCCAAAAAGGAAGAGAAAAAGAGCAGCAAUCUAAGUGAUGGGAAUGAAGAUGAUGAACUGAAUAAUAAAGGACUUUCUCUUGGUUUGGACUGCAAGUUCGAGCCAGAUUCAUCUGUAACUGUGAAGAAUAAUGCAAGCUCCGAAAAUAGCUUUGAUGAAGAUCCAAAGGAAGAGGAACCUACUGAGACAUGGUCACCAAACAAAAUCAGGAAGACAACCAUAACUCCAGAUGAUGAAGCGAUGCAACAAAAUCAGAUCAAGAAAACUAGGGUUUCAGUCAGAGCCAGAUGUGAUACUCCAACGAUGAAUGAUGGAUGUCAAUGGAGAAAAUAUGGACAAAAGAUAGCGAAAGGAAAUCCGUGCCCUAGGGCUUACUAUCGUUGCACAGCCUCACCAACUUGUCCAGUGAGAAAACAGGUGCAAAGAUGUGCUAAAGAUAUGUCAGUCUUGAUCACCACAUAUGAAGGAACCCACAACCAUCCACUUCCACUUUCAGCAACGGCAAUGGCUUCCACAACAUCUGCAGCUGCAUCCAUGAUACAGUCACGUUCAUCAACAUCAGCACAGCCAGGCUCAUCGAUCUCUGCACCAAGUUCAAUCUCAACUUCAAAUGGACUAAACUUCAGUCUCUCCCAAAACUCAAGACCCCAACAAAUCUAUUUCCCGAACUCUUCAAUCUCAACUUCCAAUUCGCACCCCACUGUUACUCUUGACCUCACUACUGCACCAUCCACAACUACUGCCCAAUAUUUCAACAGAUUUUCUUCUGCUCCAAGAUGUCUCAACUUUUCUUCUUCACCAUCAUCUACUUCUCUAGAUCAAUCCAACAUUAAUACUCUGCAAUCACUAUGGAACCCUUCAAGCUACUCCACUUAUGGAACAGUACCUCUAAACAGAAACUACGUAGAAAAGCAACCAACUCCAGGUAAUCAUCAUGUUUACCAGCCAUACAUGCAUAUAAUUAACAGCGAGACUACUCCUCCUCAUAAUCAACAAUCUUUGACAGAGAGCAUUGCAGCUGCAACAAAGAUGAUUACUUCAAAUCCCAAUUUCAGGUCAGCCUUGGCAGCUGCAAUAACAUCAUUUGUUGGUAAUAAUGGAGGGAGUACUACUACUACUACUACUACUACUACUAAUAGUAAUAAUAGUAAUAAUCCUGGUGCUGGAGAGCAUUAUUCUGGCCUGAACUUGAAGUUGGGUGAUCAUCAUCAGUCAUUAGCAUUUAACACACUUUAUCCAAGCAGCAAUAGUAAUGGAAUAGGGUGUGCUUCAAGCUACCUGAAUAAAUCGGCUACCAGUUUAAGCUCUCAACAAGGGAGCUUGGUUUUGUUUCCAGGUUCAUUGCCAUUUUCUUCUACUACCAGGAGUGCUUCUGAAUCUCCUGCUAAUAGUAGGGACCAUAACAAGGGUUAAGGUAUGUACAGAGAAAUUAAUAUGUAAAUUUUGCUGCACUUUGUUUAGCUAGAUCGAUUGAUAUUUUCUGUGUAAAAUUGUAGAGAUGUUUCCAUAUGUAUUUCUGCUACAAAUUGUACAUUGAUUUUUCUUUUUCUCUCUAAAGAAAUUUCUGGUUUUGGACUAAA
Messenger RNA from Ricinus communis (castor bean), 2139 nucleotides. Its product is annotated as WRKY transcription factor 72A. Gene Ontology annotation, biological process: regulation of DNA-templated transcription. The record is from RefSeq and is a predicted model, not a curated record. NCBI's taxonomy places the organism in Eukaryota, Viridiplantae, Streptophyta, Magnoliopsida, Malpighiales, Euphorbiaceae. The transcript has 5 exons. Bases 65 to 1972 code for a protein of 635 amino acids. Gene Ontology annotation, molecular function: DNA-binding transcription factor activity; sequence-specific DNA binding.